ACAUCCAUUGCGCCCCAAGCGAAACAUUGAAAACCCCAUCCCUCUGUGUUCAAUACGCCACAUGUGUGUACUGGUUAACGUUUUUAAGCGUUCUGAACGGCGGAUUGAAGCUGGUUGAAGUUGCUGAUGCUGCUUUGCACCCCAAAAACCGCUAACAAAAAGGGAGACCGAGGAAUUUGCAUAUAGUUACAUUGAAUCUUCACAGCAACAAUCUAAUCUUAUUUCUGAAAGUCGCAUUCUCAAAAAAAAAACGGCAUUUUCGCCUGAUUUAGCCUACUGCGGCUCGCAUCCUGCCACACUCUCCCUUCCAGCUCCAUCUAAGCAUCCAUAUUUUUUGUUCAUCCCUGUGUGGGGGUAUAGGGAGUGGCAACCUGAUAAAUCAACCGAUCCGCGGACCCCUCUCCUCUAGGAAAAAAACAAGUUCGCCGCUUUUUGGACACGUUCAUGCGUAAUUUGGAAAUUAAAAGCUAAAAUGGAGAGGUAUUGCCACCAUUCCGACUUCUAGUGCCUCAAACCGAAAGCCUUAAUCCCUGCACUUCUCCCUGUACAUGAUGAACAUGCUGAAGUCCAGUGGACUGAAGAUCCCUGGCAGGGGCCCAAAGCACUCCCCUGGCCCUGUGGGACGAACCUCUGCUGGGGGGUCCGCUUCCGGCACUGUGGGCCAGAAAGACAACUCCCCACACAAGCAGACCUCCCCACUCCCCAGCAGCAAUGCCUCAGACAAGUCAAGCUCCAAAACAUCCGAGGUGGGAGACGACGUCCUUGGGGACUACGUGGUUGGCGAACGUGUCUGGGUCAACGGGGUCAAACCGGGCGUCAUUGCCUACCUGGGUGAGACCCAGUUCGCCCCAGGACAGUGGGCUGGGGUGGUCCUCAAUGACCUGUUGGGGAAAAAUGACGGCUCUGUGGGCGGCGUGCGCUACUUUGAGUGCCAGCCCCACCAGGGCAUCUUCACGCGCCCCUCCAAGCUCACCCGGCAACCGGUGGGCGAUGGAAGCGAAGUCCACUCCACUGAUUCGCUGACAGCUCAGAACCUGACACUCCAUGGCGGCAAUGGCACUUCGCCUGCUGGUCAGCGUGUGGUUAUGCCACUCAGGGAGGGCAUGCUCAACAGCUCUGUGAAGACGGGUAACGAGUCAGGUUCCAACAUGUCCGACAGUGGCUCGGUCAAGAAAGGCGGGGAUAAGGACCUUCGAGUGGGAGACCGUGUGCUGGUGGGGGGCACCAAGACAGGAGUGGUGCGCUACGUGGGGGAGACUGACUUUGCCAAGGGUGAGUGGUGCGGCGUGGAGUUGGACGAGCCCCUGGGGAAGAACGACGGUGCAGUGGCUGGAACCAGGUACUUCCAGUGCCCGCCCAGGUUUGGCCUGUUUGCACCCAUCCACAAGGUGAUCCGCAUCGGCUUCCCCUCCACCAGCCCAGCCAAGGCCAAGAAGAGCAAGCGGAUGGCAAUGGGGGUGUCGUCGCUAGCCCACAGCCCCAGCAGUUCAUCUAUCAGCUCUGUUAGCUCUGUGGCUUCCUCGGUGGGCGGGCGGCCCAGCCGCACUGGCCUGCUCACGGAGACGUCGUCGCGCUAUGCCCGCAAGAUCUCUGGCACCACUGCGCUGCAGGAGGCACUGAAGGAGAAACAGCAGCACAUCGAGCAGCUGCUGGCCGAGCGGGACCUGGAGCGGGCCGAGGUGGCCAAGGCCACCAGCCACAUCUGUGAGGUAGAGAAGGAGCUCAACGCCCUCAAGGCCCAGCACCUGCAGUAUGUCACAGAGACGGAGAGCAACCUCCAUCAAGUCAAAACUCUGUUGGCCAGCACUCAGAAAGACAAAGUAGAGCUAGCCAAUCAGCUUGAAGAAGAGAAAAGGAAAGUGGAAGACCUUCAGUUCAGAGUGGAGGAGGAGUCCAUCACCAAAGGAGACCUUGAGACUCAGACGAAAUUGGAGCAUGCCCGUAUUCGGCAACUUGAGCAGAAUCUGUUCCUCGAAAAGUCGAGAGCAGAAAAGCUUCAGAAAGAAUUAGAGGUGAAGCGGGGAAGACGCAGUCUUGAUGCGGCACCCUUGAGGUUGGAUAAAAGAACCAAGCAAAGCACAGUUGAGGAGAAGAGCCACGUAAUGCAGCUGGAGGAGGAGCUGGCCCUGCGGCAGGCAGAGAUCGAGGAGCUCCAGGUCCAGCUCAGGGACCCAGACUCUCACCCCAACACAGCCGAGGACGGGUACGCCACCCAGGGGCCGGUGGCCCAGUCGGAGACCUUCCUGCUCCGGGAGCAGCUCCUGACAGCGGGUCGGGAGCACCACAAGGAGAGCAGCCAGCUGAGGGAGAAGUAUGAGGCGGCAGUGGCGGCAGGCCAGGAGGAGACAAACAGACUAAAAGCCACGGUGGACAAACAGAGCCAGGAGAUCAUCGAUUUGAAGCAGAGAGUCCAGCAGGCCACGACAGAGAACAUGGAGAUGAUGGACAACUGGAAGGUCAGGCUGGACACCCUGGUCAACGACCACCAGCGCUCUCUGGAGGACCUGAAGACCUCGCUAUCCAGCCAGAACGGCUCGGCCGAGGGCCAAGAGCAGGACCCUCAGGAGCUGAGAACCACCAUGGAAAGUCUGCGCAUGGAGCACCAGUUGGAGCUGGAGAACCUCAAGGCCAGGCACGAGAUCGAGGCGGCUGUGCUGGCCAAGGAACGUGAGGAUCUGCGCUCCCGCCUGCAGGACGCCAAGGACCAGCUGGGCGAGAGCAGCCAGAACGGGAAGAACCAGGCCCAGACGGAGGCCAGGAGCAACCAGCUGACCCUGGAGCUGAGAGAUGCCCGGGAGGAGCUCCAGAAGGCACAGCUGAGGGUGGGCGAGGUGGAGAGGCUGCAGGGAGAGAAAGACGGGGCCCAGGAUGAGCUCCGGGAGUGCCUUGAGCUGGCUGAGAAGAAGAUGGUGGAUUAUGAGGCCCUGCAGAAAGCUGAGGCCCAGAGUCGGGCCGAGCUCCACAGCCUGGAGGAAAAGCUGAGGGUGACUGAGAACCGACUGCAGGCGGUGCAGGAUGACCACCACAUGCCACAAGAUGCCAACGUUAUAGAAAAUAAUGACAUCUCAGAGGAGAAGAUUAAGCUAAAACAGAAUGUUGAAGAAACUAUGGAGAACCUGACGAAAAGAGAAAAAGAGGUCUCCACUCUCACGUCACAGUUUGAUGCCCUCAAAUCACAGAUAACUGCCUUGGAGGGCAAAGUUCGCUCAGGUGAGAAGAAGGCUGACACCCUGGUCAAGGAGAAGAUACGCCUGGAGGCCGACCUCGAGUCCAUGACCAAGAAGUCCCAUGAUGCAUCGGGACAGCUGGUCGUCAUUAGCCAGGAGUUACUGAAGAAGGAGAGGAGUCUGAACGAGCUGAGGGUGUUACUGCUGGACUCCCCUCGCCACUCGCUUGGCCUGGACCGAGACCUGAGCCGAGAGGUGCACAAGGCGGAAUGGAGGGUGAAGGAGCAGAAACUCCAGGAUGACAUCAAGACCCUGAGAGACAAACUGCUCCUGCUGGGCAGGGAGAGGGGCUCGUCCCCAGACCACCGGCGCUACUCUAUGCUGGACCCGUCGGCUCUGGACUCGGAGGUGACCCGUCUGCGCCAGCGGCUCCUGAGCACCGAGGAGGCCCUGAGGGGAGCCCUGGAGCACAACCAGGAAGUGGACCAGCUGGUGCAAGCCAUGCGCACGCACCCAGACAAGACCCAGGUGCAUGGUGGUGCAAAUUCAGCCAAUGGGAUUUAUCAACAGGAUUCUUCCUUUACUCAAGAUGAACAACACUAAUAUAGGAGAAGAAGAGCCCAUCUUGAAUUUGGGAAAUGCAUAGCUACAUUUUAAAAGAAAAAUAAGUCACUACGUUGUUAAGACUUGGGACUAGCACUCCAUUGGACUCCAGAUGCCAUUUUCUGUUUACAGUUACUACCAAAACAAUGACUACCAAAACAAUGACUCUCAAUAUGUACAUUUCAUCUGUUGCAAAAAAUAAAAUCACCCAUUAGCCAAUCUUAAGACAGAUCAAAGAUACUGUAAAAUGGACAUGGAGGUGAAUAAUAAAUCGGUACGACCUUUGUAAACUGAUACCUACCCUGCAGACUACCUCCAAGGAUGGUAUUGGACAUGGGAGAACCUUUUAUGGUAGUUUAUUAGAGAUCAUGACCCUACAACUCAUGAGAAACUCUUUUGUGAAUUACUAAUUGUGACUCCAGAGAAUGGAAUGACUCUGGUGUCUGAUUGAAAGCAAAGAAGAAGAAUUUGGCCUCAAUCCACCACUUUUUGUUAUUUAUUUGCCACACUGCUUUUGAACCUUCUUAGAGUACUGUAGCUGAUUUGAUUUGGCCAUUUACGUUCAGAACAAUUUUCUCAAGCUCCUCCAUGUUCAAGGACUCUUGCUCUGUAGCGAACGUGAAUGAAACGGUUAUGCUGCUGGAUUUUGGCUGAUGUUGUAAAAUAGCUGCAUUAUCAGUAUUGUGCAUACUGUAAACGUGUAUUUAGCCAACUGAACCAAUCCAACUCGGCGCCGUAUUUGCACCAAAUAGCUAUCAGUUUAAUGGUUUACUAAUUUGAACUGAGUUAUCCAUUAAUUUCACUAUGGCUUCACUAGAUAGUGGGAAACCGUACCACUUUGUAGUGUUUCCGUAAACAGGGGUUUAAAAAAAUACCAGUAUUAACUUCUUAUUGUUGAUCAUUUAUCUAAAGACAUUUGACCAUGCCAUGGGAUCACUUUGUGCUUUGAUUACAGUAGGCCACUCGAGGGCUGUUUGGAGCACAAUCCAAACAAUGGAAUGUUCUAGGAUGUAUCCCAAAUGGCACCCUGUUCCCAAUAUAGUGCACUACUUCUGACCAGAGCCCUAUGGACCCUGGUCAAAAGUAGUGAAAUAUAUAGGAAAUAUAGUGCCAUUUAUGACACAACCCUACUGUAACUGCUCCCUCCCUUGGUUGAAGAACACACAUCUGGAUGACGUUUAAACAAAUCCUAAUCAUAACGUACAGAAUUGAUACAUUAUGGUCUUCCAAAUGAUAUUAUCUCCAUUUAACAAGCCAACAGGGAAAUACUAAGUGUAGUCCAUUACUGUAUUUACGGGAUAUUGGUUGACAUUCUGGUUAUGUCUCAAAUGGCACCCUAUUCCUUAUAUAGUGCACUACUUUUUGGCACUGAUCAAAAGUAGUGCACAAUAUAGGGAAUAGCGUGCGAUUUGAAAUGCAGACUGUCUUUGGGAGAACAUUAUCUUGAUGUGAGUAAUGUGGAAUGUGAGACUUGGGAUUGACAUUGCAUGGACAAAGUGUUGGGCUGGCCCUCGCUCAGCGAAACUGAAGCUACAAACUGUCAUUGGAAAAUGUAUAUUGCCUUUUUUCAGAUGGGAAACACUUCAUACCCUUUAUUGCUGUAAUGAUUUCUGAGAUUGAGUCAUUAAAUAUUAACAAUGUGGGAAAAGGA
Salvelinus sp. IW2-2015 is the source of this 5421-nucleotide messenger RNA. It is a transcript of the gene clip2, whose product is annotated as CAP-GLY domain containing linker protein 2. The record is from RefSeq and is a predicted model, not a curated record. Gene Ontology annotation, cellular component: nucleus; cell cortex; microtubule plus-end. Gene Ontology annotation, molecular function: microtubule plus-end binding. Lineage: Eukaryota; Metazoa; Chordata; Actinopteri; Salmoniformes; Salmonidae. Gene Ontology annotation, biological process: cytoplasmic microtubule organization.